Messenger RNA from Lachancea thermotolerans CBS 6340, 1254 nucleotides. It is a transcript of the gene COG8, whose product is annotated as Golgi transport complex subunit COG8. The transcript has a single exon. The coding region runs from base 1 to 1254 and encodes 417 amino acids. Gene Ontology annotation, biological process: intra-Golgi vesicle-mediated transport; cytoplasm to vacuole targeting by the Cvt pathway. Gene Ontology annotation, cellular component: COG complex. The record is from RefSeq and is a predicted model, not a curated record. Lineage: Eukaryota; Fungi; Ascomycota; Saccharomycetes; Saccharomycetales; Saccharomycetaceae.
AUGGACGCUCUCGAAAUACUACUAGAUGGAGUCCCUGUUUCCCCAACACGUGUGCAGGACGCGCGGGAGUUUUUGAGCCAGGCUCUCCAGAGCAAGGACGCGUAUGAAGCAUACUUUUCAUCACAGCCGGUACCGGGGAGUAUCGUCGAGGACAUCGCAGAGGUUGACGCCGAAAUAGCUAAGAUUGAGAGGGAGCUUAAAGGAAUAUUGUUAGAAAACAAAGCAGAGAUCUGUGAUGCGCUUGUUGGUGAGCCCAUUGAGCCACAGCUGUCUAUAAUGCUCUCCGAGAUUGACAAGCUCUGGGAGUUGGAAAAGGACGAGCCUAUCGAGGAGCAGGAUCCGGCUCUGUCCGUGCUCGACGAGCCUCAAGCAGAGCAGUCAGAGGACGCUUUUCAUACUGCCCUGCAUAAACUCAGGCUCGAUGCUGCUAGUAAGAGCGAAACCCCUACAGACGAUAACUUAGCGCUUGUAUUAUCAAAUUUAACCAGAAUCAACGAGCUCCUCGAGCUACCUGCUUUAACAUCUACUUGUAUCAAGACAGGACACUACCAAGAGGCUCUGCUUUGUCACUCGCACGCACGCAAGCUCACGAGCAAAUUCCCUAACGUUGACACAGUACGUCAGAUUGCAGAUUCUAUAUCACAGGAAAUUACCACUACCAUGAUGCAGGGCUUGGUUAAGAUGUUAGGCCACAACCUCAGUGCCAACCCCAUGAAAAAAAUACUCACAUUCUUAUCUUCCAUACCGCCUUUUUCAUCAAGCCCGCAGACCCUGAUACAGGUGUUUUUAGUCAUGCGACACAAAUUCGUGUGCACCGAGAUGGCUUCUUUCCAGGUUUUGGAGACUGCAAACGACACAAUGCGUGAGCUACUAGUGAAGCGCAAAAUCGAAGCAUUCCGUGAGCACGUCUACAGCGCUUUGUCCGUCGUACCCUCUAUGUUCGACGCACCUACUCAAAUGGUCACCAUUCCAUUGCUGGGCUCCCCAAAGAAAGAGUUAAAGACCUGUCCUUUAAUGCUCCAGUUUGUUGAGUCAUGUUGCGACGCGCUUCUGAAGGAAUUAUCCCCACAUAUCGAGUUACUGUCAGAUUCUGUAUGCCUCCAGCUGGUGUAUUGUUCAUUCAGGCUCGCUGAUUGUAAUGCCAACUACCACCAUCUGUUCAUAGACAAAAUCCAGGAGGCAGGUUUGUACACCACAGCCCAAUUAACGACAGCUAUGGACAAGAGACGAGAACUGGCUAGUAAGUACUACUAA